This is a messenger RNA of Caenorhabditis bovis, 3969 nucleotides long. NCBI's taxonomy places the organism in Eukaryota, Metazoa, Nematoda, Chromadorea, Rhabditida, Rhabditidae. The record is from the annotation of a GenBank genome assembly.
AUGUUCGUAAGCUUUUCAUUGCUCUCUGAAAAUUGGGUGCGCGCCGACGUUCUCGACACGCGAGAAUUACAAAAGAGUGGAAUUGUCAACACCGGCAUCUUUACAGGUACUAGAGAACUGUAUGAUCAUAACGGAUCAAAUGGCACGCGAUUUAAUGUUUUUGAAGAGCUCCAAGACGGAACGUCGUUUUUCACCCGCUCUGUUUGGAUAUUCUUCCUGUUCUUCGAGUCAAUGUCCCUUAUUUGGUCUCUAGCUGGUGUCAUUUCCUGCACAUUCUCAUUAACCACACUCGGACACGAUUCGUCAAUCGCUGGUGCCAAUGGAAUAUAUUUAUGGAGUUUAUUGUCAUCUGUAUCACACGGAGGAGCGUUAGCGCUAUUUUAUUCACAAUUUCAAAGCUCGAUCAAGCUAAACAUGCUGCUUGAUGAUCAAAUCUCUGUCGGAUUUAGUACGUUUGGUCAGGCUAGCUUAUCCUACGCUUUCUACAUGGCUCUGUGCGCACUUUUCUCCCUUUAUGUUCCACCACUUACCAUGGUUGUUUUCACCGAACAAAUCGUUUCCAUCAAUCGAAAGCCAUCCGAAUUGAAGCCAGAAGAUCGCGAAACAAUUAUGAAAUUAUAUCCAGACGAAAAAAUACGAAAUAAAGCGAUGGAGUUAAAUGUGACAACGCUCAACGCAAAAUCAAUUAUUCAUCAUUUAAUCAAAUACCCGAAAGCUUUCGAUGUACUCAUGCAAACGACUGGCGAUGAAACCGUUCCGGGUGUUCGAAUAACGCGCUCAAAACGAAAAAAGACGCCCGAAACUGGUGAAAAAGUCGCCGUCACCACCGUCGAUUUUCAAUUCAAAGAAGACGACGAGUUCGAUGAAGACUAUUGCUCGGAAAUUUCCGACAACGAUGUCGACGAUGAAGAGGUCGAAGAAGAGGACGAAUCGGAUGAAGAGGUGUCCGACGAAGAAGAAGACGACGACGACGAAUUAGAAGAGGAGCAUGCUGAAGAAGCAAUUCAUGAGCAUUUCGAUGAAAUUCAAGAUCCGUUUGUGCAAAUGGAUAAAGAGGAAAUGAGCGCGAAAUGUCCGGAGGCCGAACGCGCAAAUUUGAACGAUUCGUCGAUUCGCAACGAGACGUGCUCAUUUCCUGAUUUGGACACCUCAUUUCAUUUCAAAAGCAAUUUCGAAAUCGAUGAUUUCGAUCCCGAUUAUUUAAAAAUUAUAAAUUCUGUCAUCCAUAAAGAAGAUCAACUACUUCCCGAUGAUGAUCCAGAAGACGCCGACUAUGAAUAUCAUUCCGAUGAGGACAACAACAUUCUCGAUGUUGAUUAUCGCGAGGACAUGCAAUGCGGCAAAUCGACGAAAAUCCCGCCGAACGAAGUCAAACGCCUCUAUAUGGACACAAUCAUUGCGGUGAAGGAGAUCCCAAUGGCUGUCAUACCAAAAGAAGCGAUUCCCGAUAUUCAAACAGUCGGGAAGGCGGCCGAGAGAAAUGAGGAUGUCGGCAAAAAAACGCAACGACAGAAGGAUGAAGACGUGGUGAAGCGAUUGAGAGAGAAUGCGGAAAAUGCACCUCAAUCGUGCACGCUGCUGAGAGGCAACAAUGUGUUCUUCCGACCGUGUGAAAUCGAGCAGCUGAAAAUGCAACUAGAACAGCACGUUCAGUUAUUGACGCAGAGUGUUGUCAUGUGCUAUUGGGAGAAGAAUUUCUUUGAUACGAAAAAUCAAGCUCAAAGAAUGAUUAACGAACUCGACAAUUACUACGCCCAUUAUGGUCCCCAAUCAAUAUUCAACAUUCCAAAUCUUGGAGCAUCGAUCGAGUCUUGCCACGACAUUAUUCAUGUUGAGCCCGUCGAAGAAGUGUUCACGAAUUGGAGUUCAAACACCGAAGACGUCAUGGGUCCGGCGAUUCGGCCCGAGGCGAUCGUUGUGCUCUCAAGAAGUUCGGCCAUCAAAUUUCCGUCGCUUCUACCGAAAAUCCAACCGAGGGAUUUAUUGCCGGAAACGAAUUUCACGCGAUCCGAAGACAUCAUGCUUGCAUUAGCAUUAUUACAAUUCGCUCAUUUGCCGCGACGCGCGUAUGGCUGUAACACACUGGAUAGGUACCGAGCGAUUCAUGAGAAUUGUUUGCCGGCAAGAUCGCCGGAUAAAAUUCGAAUUCAUAUGAAAACUAUGCGGAAUGUCCAUGAGAAAUCAUCGCCUAUACACAUUCUCAUUGCGCAAGCCGAACAAGGAAUAUGCAAAAUGGAGUUCCCAAUUCCACCGGUUACGGUAAUCGACGCUCCAAUUCAAUUGUGGCCUGAAGAUUUUCAACCGAAUUGGUACAAGUAUUUUUCGCGAUUUUUUGAUGUCAUUGAUAAUUACAAAAUCGUGCCAAAAAUGGAAAUGUUCCGCUCGUUCGUCGUAACGCCAACGGUGGCGAUAACACAAGGAAGCGCGAAUUUGACCAAUUCGGAUGAUAGUCCGUACAUUAGUCUGGGGACCAUUGACGGCGGUAAACCGAUUAUAAUGGAGAAGCAGCACGUCGCGGCGCUUGUCAAUCAACUCUUUCCGGAUGAAUCGCCAUCAAAACGAAAGAGGAAAAUUUUGACGCCGAUGAAAGUUUCGAUGGACGACGAGGUGCGUCGAAAUAACGACGAGCGCAAUCAGAACGAGUCGCCGCGAGAAGAAGGACCUGAAAAUGCAGAUGAGCAAAAUUUGAGAGUUGAAGAGAAUUCAAUGAUCGAUGAGGGAAGCAUCACGUUCAUUACGCCGCUGACACCCGGAAAACGGCCGAUGUCGAGUCUCGGACCAAUUUUCGACGCCUCGAACCUCGACAACUUCGAGUUUACCACGCCGGGCGGCGCGUCGUCGUCGUCGUUGGGGCCGCCGCCGAAAACGCCGAAAUGGGGUGAGAGCGACGACGAUUGGCGGACGGACUUCAUUGGAUUCGAUGAGUAUUCGAGGCACGACGUCGACGGCGCUUCCGAAUGCGUUGGCGAACAAGAAUCUCGUGUGACGUUUGAAAGCGAAGCGGGCACCAGCGACGACGGCGAACGAUUCUCGGAGAGCUAUGAUCCGUUGCGAAAACGCCGAAAGCGGUCGCGUUUGGAAAAGGAGAAUAUGGGCGAGAUGGGAAUGAAGGAUUUGAAGUAUAGGCAUUGGCAAAAAAUGAUCAUCUCGCGGAAAAUUCUCAACGACAUUGAGAAUCGAUUAUUUAUGCAUACGGAAAAAUGGAAGAAGCUCAAGAGUUUAAUCAAUGACUCAUCGAUUGACGAAGAGCAGAAGGUUGAAAAAAUAGUGGAGCUGUUCGAAAUGAUGCCGGAUGUACUGAAUCUCGCCCUAUUAUUUGUGCCGAUUGAAUAUUUGCCGCAAAAAAUUCUAAGCGAUCCUCUACGAAUGUCAUAUCAAAUUGCGAUUCACGCAAUAUUCGAUAUUGAGGGUUAUAUAUCGGCGGCGAAAAUCAAAACGCCAACGGUUCGGCAACUAUUCAAACUAAUUUCGAAAAUCGAAUGGAAAAACCUAAGCUCGGUUGAAGCCGCCGAACGAUUCCAUCAGUUGUUGGGACACGAGAGGCCGCUUUGGAAGCGAAUUGAGAAGGUGUUUUACGGAUUGGCGGCAAAAGAGCGAGGAGCUUUAGAAGAUUUCGAAUACAUCGAUUUUACCAAAGGAGAGAUUCCGGAAACGGAUGUUCAAUUCGAAAUUAUCUCUGAUUUGGACAAAGUUUUUCCGUCACAAACCACUAUCAAGAAAUCGCAGACGUCCCUAAUGGUCAAAGCUGGACAAAUGUAUGUUCAAAAGAAGGGAAAUUUUGUGCCAGUGAAAAUAAUCCAAAAUAAAUGGACAAAAGCUUAUGAUAUGGAAUUGCUCACUGCUUACAAUCAUUGCAUGAAGACUUACAAGAAGAUAAGCGUUGACGAGAUUCUCAAAGCGACCUCGUCAUUGCCGUUCGAUCGCGACGAAAUCGCUGAAAGAAUGGAAUAUCUGUUGGCGUUACUCUGA